Messenger RNA from Epinephelus moara (kelp grouper), 2500 nucleotides. RefSeq names its product zinc finger protein 503 (gene znf503). NCBI's taxonomy places the organism in Eukaryota, Metazoa, Chordata, Actinopteri, Perciformes, Serranidae. The transcript has 2 exons. The record is from RefSeq and is a predicted model, not a curated record. Bases 339 to 2027 code for a protein of 562 amino acids. Gene Ontology annotation, cellular component: nucleus. Gene Ontology annotation, biological process: negative regulation of DNA-templated transcription.
GGCUUUAAUCUCGGACUAAUUCAGCUGCUUUUGAAGUGAAAAUUUCUACCAGUUCGUACUUCGGGAGUACAGAGCGAGGACCUGCAGACAGACGCACUCAAGGCGCAGCGCUCAUGGUGCAAGACGCAGACGCGGAUCUGCGAUAACCUCGCACGGUCUCCUUCCUUCCAGCUGCCUCGCCUUGCUUCUUCUUUUACAACCAGGAUUACUUUAUUAUUGAACCGUUUUACGAUCCUGAUUUUUUUCUUCCCCCACAGAGAAAGAGGCUCGAUGCUUUUUUGAUUUUUCUUAAUGAAUCUGACGAAAGCAUCGCCGUUUCAUUUCCUGACAAUUGGGACAUGAUCACGUCGCCCUCGGCGUCUGCCCUGAAAAAUAGUGAUAUUUGUGUAGCCUGGGAAAGCAGCAGUUCUCGGAAUAGCAGCUCAGCGAGCAUCAACAAGCCUUUUCUCCACUCCGCACCCCCGUCUGAUCCACUACGGCAAGCUAACCGACUUCCCAUCAAGGUUUUGAAAAUGCUUACCGCACGGUCGGGACACAUUUUGCACCCGGAGUAUCUGCAGCCUUUGCCUUCUACCCCGAUUAGUCCCAUAGAGCUAGAUGCCAAGAAAAGUCCGUUGGCUCUGCUGGCGCAGACCUGCUCUCAGAUCGGCAAACCGGACCCGCCACCCACCUCCAAAUUAUCCUCCGUCACAUCAAAUGGAUCUAGUGAGAAGGAAUCUAAAUCUGGUCCUUUGAAAUUGAGUGACAUCGGUGUGGAUGACAAAUCUAGCUUCAAACCUUAUUCUAAGCCUUCAGAUAAGAAGGACUCGUCUUCGGGCGUCUCAAGCGGAGAGAAGUCUGGUUUCCGAGUGCCGAGCGCCACCUGCCAGCCGUUUACGCCGCGGACAGGCAGCCCCAACUCCAGCACUUCUGCCUCCCCCAUGCCAUCAGAGGGGAAAUGUGGGGAAAGGGAUGACAAGAAAGAGUCUGAUUGUAAUAAAAAUGGCACUACGGACGGGUCUGGCACCACUAGCCACAGCAGGAUAAGCGUGAGUUGUGGUGGAAUUAACGUGGAGGUCAACCAACACCAGGAGACGACGCCUGGCACUAAAACCACCUCCUCCUCGGAGUCCUCAUCUGUAACUUCUGUAUCCUCCGCAUCCGUUCUCGGGUCAGGACUUGUGGCGCCGGUUUCUCCUUACAAACCGGGGCAGACAGUUUUCCCUUUGCCUCCUGCCGGUAUGACCUACCCAGGUAGCUUGGCUGGGGCCUAUGCUGGUUACCCUCAACACUUCCUGCCCCACGGAGGGAGCUUGGUAAACGCACAGUUGGCCAGUUCACUGGGCUGCAGUAAGGCUGGAUCCAGCCCUCUGGCUGGAGCCUCUCCACCGUCCAUCAUGUCAGCCAGCCUGUGCAGAGACCCUUACUGCCUCAGUUACCAUUGUGCCAGUCACUUAGCGGGCGCAGCCAGUGCGUCCUGCACGCACGACUCUGCAGCUGCAGCAGCGGCCGCUAACGCCCUCAAAUCCAGCUACCCACUAAUGUACCCGACACACCCCAUGCAUGGCGUCCAUUCCUCGGCGCCAUCAUUUAGCGGACACCCCCUGUACCCAUACGGUUUCAUGCUCCCCAACGACCCUCUCCCCCAUGUUUGUAAUUGGGUGUCGGCAAAUGGACCGUGCGACAAGCGUUUCUCCUCAUCAGAAGAGCUCCUGAAUCACCUGAGGACUCACACUGCUUUUACCGGGGCGGAGAAGUUGAUAUCUGGUUAUCCCGGGUCUUCAUCACUGGCCAGCGCUGCAGCAGCGGCCAUGGCCUGCCAUAUGCACAUGCCACCUUCAGGUGCCCCCGGGAGCCCCGGAACUUUGGCUCUAAGGAGCCCGCAUCACGCGUUAGGACUCAGCAGCCGCUACCAUCCGUACUCAAAAAGUCCCCUGCCAACCCCCGGUGCCCCUGUUCCCGUCCCCGCUGCCACCGGCCCUUACUACUCUCCUUAUGCACUGUAUGGCCAGAGACUCACCACAGCAUCAGCGCUUGGAUACCAGUGAGGAAAAAAGAGACUUUGAAAAGUUUAUAGUACUAAGAAUGCAAAUAUAAAGACUUUUAUAAUAACAGUGCUAAACUUAUGGGCGGGAUCCGUGGACUUCAACUGUAUUUAUUUAUAUGUCGGCUUAAAAGCAGGCGAUAAUAGCUGCAAAUGGAAAAUAUUUGAGCAACUCAAAAAGUGCAUUAUGUUGAAACUGAACUCUAUAGGUAAAAAUGAAAACACACACAUGUUAGAGUACUAAUUAAAGUAGGGGUCCUCAUUUCGAUGUUAAUUUGAAAAUUGCUAUGAUUGUAUUUGUUCUUAUUUAAUGUCUCAUUGAGAAGAAAAAUAAUUUACAUGCAUGUUUGUUUCUUAAAUUUCAGAAAUUGUCCACAUUUUAAAUUGCCGUUAUUUUUCAGGUGUAACACCUUGGAAAGAGAAUUGGUAUUUUUUUGUAUGUAUUCUGGAAAAAAUAAGAAACAAUUCUGUUCCAUA